Messenger RNA from Herpailurus yagouaroundi (jaguarundi), 2090 nucleotides. RefSeq names its product ORM1-like protein 1. Gene Ontology annotation, cellular component: mitochondrion; endoplasmic reticulum membrane. The record is from RefSeq and is a predicted model, not a curated record. Gene Ontology annotation, biological process: tRNA threonylcarbamoyladenosine modification. The transcript is spliced from 6 exons. NCBI's taxonomy places the organism in Eukaryota, Metazoa, Chordata, Mammalia, Carnivora, Felidae. The coding region runs from base 113 to 883 and encodes 256 amino acids.
CCCGCCCCUCGGUUAGUGGAGGGGAGGAGGGCACACGGCGGCCAGUGGCGCUUGCACGCCGACCGGGACAAGUUGAGGAGAAGGGACUCCCGAGACUACGAGAAGAGCAAACAUGAAUGUUGGAGUUGCCCACAGUGAGGUGAAUCCAAAUACCCGUGUAAUGAACAGCCGGGGUAUGUGGCUGACAUAUGCCUUGGGAGUUGGCUUGCUUCAUAUUGUUCUACUUAGUAUUCCCUUCUUCAGUGUUCCUGUUGCUUGGACCUUGACAAAUGUGAUACAUAAUCUGGGGAUGUAUGUAUUUUUGCAUGCAGUAAAAGGAACACCUUUUGAAACUCCUGACCAGGGUAAAGCACGGCUCCUAACUCAUUGGGAACAGCUGGACUAUGGAGUACAGUUUACAUCUUCACGGAAGUUUUUCACAAUUUCUCCAAUAAUUCUGUUUAUAGCAGCUAGUCCUGGAGACGAGACGCGGGACUGUGUUGAUGACAUCACUUCCGGGGCGACAAGGUCUGUCUCUGCCUCCUGCAAUAACGCAGCGACUGACUUUGCUAGGGAAAGGACACCUCUACUAGCUACUGUCAUUCACGAGGAAGGAAUUAUCUAUAGAGUAAGUAUGCUAAUAUUGAAUAAGGCAGCAGGAGUUUUUUCUAAACCAUCAAGAAGGGAAAUUUAUGAAUUUUUAAGAAGUUUUAAUUUUCGUCCUGGAAAAGUAUUUCUUCAUAAACUAGUAUUGGGGAUUGAAACCAGUUGUGAUGAUACGGCAGCUGCUGUGGUGGAUGAAACUGGAAAUGUUUUGGGAGAAGCAAUACAUUCCCAAACUGAAGUUCAUUUAAAACCUGAAAGGAAACAUACAACAUACAGUACAAGACAGCAUAAAGUAUGAAACCAGUGCAAACAGUAAGUGUUACUACCAUGCCCCAGUUCCAUGGUUCUUUCAGUAUUUCCAAGAGUUCUGGACAUUUGAACGUGGAAAUGUUAACUGCACAGAAAGGCCUCUCCUAACCACUUUAUCUAAAUUAAGUACUCCUACCAUGUUUAUUGCAUGUUAUCUCACCCUGCUUAUCUUCUUCAUCAUCCUUUUGAUAAUUUUUACAUUUGUUUACUUAUGUAUACUCUUUCCCCCAAUAGACUCUAAGUUCUAUGAUGACAGGGGCUGUGUCUGUAUUAAUCACUAUACCAUGCCUUGAUACCCAGAGUAGCAUCUGAUAUGUUGCAUCUGAUAUUAGUGGCCUUGAAAAAUAGGCCUUCAAUGAAUGGAGAUGAAAAAAAUAUUGUUGUACGAGUAAGCAUCAUAGUGAAGGCAAAGAGGUGAGAAAAUACCGGACAUUCAGUUUAGUUAGUGCAUAGGUUACUUGAGAGGAAUACACAGGCAAGCAAACUAUGGUACCAUCUGCACAGCUCAUCUCUGCAUUUAUUGAAAUCCUACAGUUUCCUGGCAACAUUUGGCUCCAGCUUUGAGGCCAGAUGGUUUUCCUGCCUCUUUGUUAGCUUUUUGGUCAUUCAAUUACCUACUCUCCGUACUGUGUACAAAUUAAUUCUUUUGAGAAUAAAGCCAUGGUCUUAUUGUCUCUGGUCCUUAGCUAGCAUAAUCCUUUGAAGGUAAAAUAUAUAGAAGAUGCCCAGAAAGGAAGGGAGGUAAGCAAGUGGGAGAAGGAAGAAAGAAGUGGGAGGGAGAGGAUUUGCACUUAAAGUCACCUAAAUUUCAAUAAAGUAAACACUUUUGAGUAGGAGAGUUAUGGGGUCAGCAUUGUGCUUUAUUUUCUGGUAAUACAAUAUAGAAUAGACUCCAAGGAUCAGAAAAUCUGUCUGGGGGAACUGCAGUUAGUAGACUUUGAAUAGACUGAGAUAAUGAGAGUUUUUGAACUUGGGAAUGGUGAUAUAUUUAAUGUGGACAGUGAGAUAAAGGAGAUAAAGAUGAAACCUGAAACCCAAGUGAUUAGGAGGUUUGAUGCCAUUAACAGAGUUGAAGAAUAUAAGAGAAAAAGUAGCUCUGAAGAACCGAGGCAAAUAUGGGGCGCCUGAGUGGCUCAGUCGGUUAAGUGUCUGACUCUUGAUUUUGGCUCAGGUUAUGAUCUCAGAGUUCAUGAGUU